Molecule: messenger RNA, 1623 nt
Organism: Exophiala viscosa
Lineage: Eukaryota; Fungi; Ascomycota; Eurotiomycetes; Chaetothyriales; Herpotrichiellaceae
Exons: 1
Coding region: 1-1623 (540 amino acids)
Molecular function (GO): protein binding
Source: RefSeq, a predicted model, not a curated record
AUGGCCCUGGAUGCUCUUGAGGCCGAUGAGCCCUUGUGCUCAAAAGCCCAAGACAAGGCAAAGGCAAUAUCGAUCGCCGACUUUCCCGAAGAUGUCUUUCUACUACUGCUCAGCGACCUAGCGGCAUGGGAUGUAGCCAGCUGUCAGCGCGUCUGUAAGUCAUGGCGCACCGCAUUCACCAAGGACGAAUAUAUCCGAGUCGCAUUGCAGCGUUACCCUCAUGCCAGUGAAGUCCGCAACCUCCCUCCCGGAGCCCUGCAUUUCCACAAUUCACCGCACACGAUCAGCUGGCAAGAUCUCCUCUUGGAAAUCGCGUCUCGAUACCACAGUCUCUCCAAAGGCACCGCCAGCAGUGUCACCAAAUACGCCAUGGCACCCCUGGAACAAUUAGGCGACUGGUUUCCCGUAGGUCAAUGGGACUACCACGAAAGCCAACCCGUUGGCCGUCUAUACUACGACACCGUACACCUCAGCAAAGUCAGUCCGAAACCGUACCUCUUUCGCCCGACGCUAUGGACCUACGACGACGGCCUCCUAGUCUACGCGCCCGCCCGAUGCACAGAAGCCCCAUACUUCCCCGAGACGCUCGCCCUUCUGGAUCUGUCGACAGGCACGAAAACACCGAUUCCAUUCAGUAAUCGCGGCAAAAUCAUUCGCAAUAUCCGCCUGAAAGACCGCACCCUGAUCGUCGAGUGGGCCGAAAAAGACCCCUUCCACAACCUCAAUGCCAUGGAACAGGUCAACCGUCAUUUCGCGAAUUGCUUCGACGUGCGAAGGUCUGACAAAGGAUCAUGGACUGUAACAUGGCGAUCAGAAUGGAAGAUGCACUUUCUUGGUCUCCCGCCAAAUUACCACGAUCGAUUCUUCUCGACGCACACUUCAACACAUUACGCCGUGUACUUCUGGCAGCCCAAUCGCAGCAUGUAUACAGGCGACGAGGAGAUGCCGAUCGAGUCGUUGUCCGUCUGGGACAUAUCCACACCGUCAAACUACGCGCCGUCGAGCGAUCCGUCGGGAAAAUACCGUCCUCCUGCGAAGGAGGGCCCGUAUAUCGUAUCGAGAUAUUCGUUCAUGGACAUGGAGUUUUGGGGUGUAAGGCAGCAUGCGACCGUCUCCCUGAUGUCCUUGGGUAUUGACUCCGAGACAUGUUCGUUGACAGUGCGCGAGAACGUCGGGGUUACGGGUCAGGGGUACUUCGAUCCUGCGGAGCGGUUGUGGUGUGCUAAGACGACUACGUUUCCUUUCUGUGGGGAAGGGCCACGACUGUACAGGGAAUGGGAUGGGCAUUUGCCGCCGUACCGUGGGCAUUGUAGUAUGGAGAGUGCGGAUGUCGAGGAGAGUGAGCGCUGGUUCUUGCCGGUCAUGGACGUCGUUGACACAAAGGCUGGGGUCAAGUUGAGUCUUGUCGAGACAUGUUUUUCAGGCCAGAGCGUGGAUAAUAAGCUUGUGGUCAGGUUGAAGACGGGUUGUCACGAGAGUGAUGAGUCUGAGUCCGGGUCCGAAUGGGUCACGCUGGACGACGGCUUGACGGAGCAGGUCUGCGCCAUGGGACGCAUCACCGGUGACGAGCGCUGGGUCGUUGGCCAGAAUGAAAGGAUGGAGAUUGUUGUUGUCAAGUUUUGA